UUGAAUACAAAGCCUAUACUAUUCUCAGUUCUUCUUUUCCUGUUCUCUCUCCCUCUCUCUCUCUCUCUCUCUCUCGUUAAGGCGUUGUUGUUUCUCGCUGCACGAAAUAGAAACAAGGAAACAAACACAGAUGAUAUAGAACGCGCGCAUUUACUCUCCGGAUUCCACUUACCGUUUUGGAUCCUUCUCAAGCCCAACAAUUCCUCUCUUUUUCUUCCUUCGACUUAUUUUGAGCUAAAAAUGUGAUGUGUGUGAUACGUUUAACUUUUUUCUUGCACAGCUGCACUUUACAGGGGAUGAAUUUUCUGCACUUCAUGUUAUUGGAGCACUAAGUUACUUGAGAGUAGAGUAUUUAUUAUUUUGGAAUAGUUGACAUAAAAGGCUGGGGAAUUUUUUAGCAUUGUUUUUAUGGCUUCGAGAGUGAUUUUGCAAAGGAAAAGGAGCCUCUUGUUCAAUCCUGUGAAUCAACAUGCUCGCUUUAUUCUUGGAUUCUCAAGCCUUGGGCAUGGUCAAGCAUUUGAGUCCAGUGAUUGCGAAGGUUUGAGUCAGUCUCCCUGCUGUUCCCCGGCAACUACCGGACACAAUAAACUGGGAAGAAGCUCAUCUCCUUCCCAAAAGAAUGAUUUAGCAGCUCUAGCAGCAUCGAGAAUUUUCUUGCAUAAUUACUUUAGGAUUUCAAAUAGUGGAUUUAGAAUUGAGAUUUCUCCAUCAAGAUCCAAGUGGUCAUUCCAACAUGUGCAUUACAUUUCCACGGCUGCAACUCAUCAAUCUGGAUUGGCUAGCAGUAAUGGGGGAAAUGAACAAUCAGAUGCUAAACAGAAAAAGGAAGCUUCACCAGAGGAAUGUGAUGAAGCUGUUCAAGACUUGAGUACUAUAAAAGCUAAAGCCAAGGCUAAAAAAUUGGAAGAAUCAGAUAAGAGUGCCGAAUCUAUUAUUAAGAGCUUAUGGGCUAAGAUUCUAGGAAUUGGUCCAGCUAUCAAAGCUAUUAUGUCAAUGAGCAGGGAUGACUGGGCCAAAAAGCUUCGCCACUGGAAGGAUGAGUUUAUAUCUACAAUGAAACACUACUGGUUUGGUACAAAACUACUUUGGGCAGAUGUUAGGAUAAGCUCCAGACUAUUGUUGAAACUUGCUGGUGGAAAAAGUCUUUCUAGAAGGGAAAGGCAGCAACUCACACGGACAACAGCUGAUAUUUUCAGGCUAGUCCCUGUUGCUGUAUUUAUCAUAGUUCCAUUCAUGGAGUUAUUGUUGCCUGUAUUCCUGAAACUAUUCCCCAACAUGCUUCCAUCCACUUUCCAGGACAAGUUGAAAGAAGAGGAGGCAUUGAAGAGAAGGCUAAAUGCAAGAAUUGAAUAUGCCAAGUUUCUUCAAGAUACCGUAAAAGAAAUGGCGAAGGAGGUUCAACAUUCACGAAGUGGAGAUAUAAAGAAGACAGCAGAAGAUCUCGAUGGGUUUAUGAACAAGGUUAGGACAGGUGCCCGAGUUUCAAAUGAUGAAAUUUUAGGGUUUGCCAAAUUAUUUAAUGAUGAGCUUACCUUGGAUAACAUUAGCAGGCCCCGCUUGGUAAACAUGUGUAAAUAUAUGGGAAUCAGCCCAUAUGGCACUGAUGCAUAUUUGCGUUUCAUGCUCCGCAAAAGAUUACAGGAGAUCAAGAAUGAUGAUAAAUUGAUUCAAGAAGAAGGUGUGGAGUCUCUUUCAGAAGCAGAGCUUCGUCAAGCUUGUAGAGAUCGAGGAUUACUUGGAUUACUUUCAGUGGAGGAAAUGCGACAACAGCUUAGGGAUUGGCUGGAUUUGUCUCUCAACCAUUCUGUGCCGUCUUCCCUCUUAAUUCUUUCUAGAGCAUUUUCUGUUUCAGGAAAGGUGGGGCCAGAGGAAGCUGUUCAAGCUACACUGUCUUCUCUGCCAGACGAGGUUGUAGAUACAGUUGGGGCAACAAGUUUGCCUUCUGAAGAUUCUGUUUCAGAAAGGAAGAGGAAGUUGGAAUUUUUAGAAAUGCAAGAGGAGCUAAUCAAGGAGGAGGAAGAGAAAGAAGUGGAACAAGCCAAAGUGACAGAAUCAGUUGGUAGCAAAAGGGAUUUACCAUUGGAAGAGAUGGCUUCUUCAAAACCUAAACAAGCACAAGAAGAAGUAAAAGCAAAGGUACUGGACAAGCAGGAGCAACUUUGUGAGCUCAGCCGUGCAUUAGCUGUUUUUGCAUCAGCAUCUUCAGUUAGCAGGGAACGUGAAGAAUUCGUGAGGCUUGUCAAAAAGGAGGUAUGCACAUUGUUAUAGAAUUCAUGUCUCUCUGCUUGUGGGAAUGGAUACUGCAUGGCACAUAGUUCACAGGCAUUUAAAGUCUUGACAUUCAGAUAGCAACUUCUUUCUUGAAUU
Arachis duranensis is the source of this 2367-nucleotide messenger RNA. RefSeq lists its product as uncharacterized. The transcript is spliced from 11 exons. Gene Ontology annotation, biological process: intracellular monoatomic cation homeostasis. Gene Ontology annotation, cellular component: mitochondrial inner membrane. The record is from RefSeq and is a predicted model, not a curated record. Gene Ontology annotation, molecular function: ribosome binding. Lineage: Eukaryota; Viridiplantae; Streptophyta; Magnoliopsida; Fabales; Fabaceae. The coding region runs from base 409 to 2268 and encodes 619 amino acids.